Messenger RNA from Notolabrus celidotus (New Zealand spotty), 1235 nucleotides. RefSeq lists its product as uncharacterized. The record is from RefSeq and is a predicted model, not a curated record. Gene Ontology annotation, cellular component: plasma membrane. Gene Ontology annotation, molecular function: G protein-coupled receptor activity. Lineage: Eukaryota; Metazoa; Chordata; Actinopteri; Labriformes; Labridae. The transcript is spliced from 12 exons. Gene Ontology annotation, biological process: adenylate cyclase-activating G protein-coupled receptor signaling pathway. Bases 1 to 1065 code for a protein of 354 amino acids.
AUGGGACUCCAAGGUGUUCUGGAUGAACAUAAGAUUGAUAUUCUUACAACUGAGUACUUGGUGUUGCUUACUCUCAGUGUGAUUGGCAGCUUCUCUGUCCUUGUGGUUUCUAUAGCGAGAUGGAAGCAAUUAAAAGGACAGGUAAAUCUCCUGGUGCAGCUUGCCCUGGCAGACCUAUUGGCUUCCCUCAUCUUGAUGUCCACAAGUGUCUUGAACAAAGUUAGCAUUGAAAUGGGAGUAACCAUCUGCCAAUACUUACUACCCCUGUCCCUGACCUUUUAUUAUAUUUCAUUUUUGCUGGUGGCGGUCUAUGCUUGGAAGUCCAAAAGCACAAUCCAAGGGUGGAGAGAAAGACCCACUGAAGAUGAGGCUGCACAGAGUCAGCGUAGACAGAAAAUAGUGGCUAUACCUGUUUAUGCCAUUGUGUGGCUGAUUCCUAUUGUAUUGUACAUAGUAUAUGUGCUCACCCCCUUCAUAACAACUUCUGAGCUGGUUACAGCCGCGGACAGUUCAUUUAAUGCCAUCAGCAGUAACAAUUCGGCAUUCUGCGCCAGUUGUAUAUUGUUCUUGCAUGUCUGGAGAGAUCCCUGCUCUGAUGCUGAGGAAAUCCAUGACACUUUUAUCAGAGUUUCCUUUUUCCUGAUUGUGAUAGCAGUGCUGUUGUCUUGCUCUAUGAUUUACUAUAACAUCAGCAGAUGGUAUGAAACACAUAAACAUGAGGGGCUUUUUCCUGUGGAAGGAGAUGGACGUUCAAGAAGGAGAAUCAAAAGAAUGUUUUCCACGGCGAGAAAUAUGGUCAUGGUCAUCUUUUUCUGCUGGACACCAGCUCUUGUCUUAAUUCUGCUGUCUGGCCUGAUGUACUGGACAAACAUCAAACAGCAAAGCUUGUUUUACCUUUAUGUGAUUCAGGCUGCCGGUGUGUCCCUGCAGGGCUUCCUUAACAGUAUGGUUUACGCCUGGAGACGGCCAAACUUCACAGAGGCUGUCCUUGGGGAGAACACCCCUCUAAUGGCACAGGACCAUAUUGCUUUUUUUGAUGAAUCGCUGAGGAGCUCAUCUUGUUAAGGAUAAAGGAACUGAGAGAUGUCUCUGUGCUGUGGCAUGACAUCACAACCUUAGCAAGACUGAAUGCACACGAUUCAGGACUUCAGGAAUAUUAGACUGACAUUUGACAUUUCCUCAUUUUUGACUGAAGAUAAAAGGACUCAAAGGAAACACAAAGUCAAUUUAAACAA